This is a messenger RNA of Entelurus aequoreus (snake pipefish), 1383 nucleotides long. RefSeq names its product retinoschisin 1a (gene rs1a). The transcript has 6 exons. NCBI's taxonomy places the organism in Eukaryota, Metazoa, Chordata, Actinopteri, Syngnathiformes, Syngnathidae. The record is from RefSeq and is a predicted model, not a curated record. The coding region runs from base 34 to 849 and encodes 271 amino acids.
CUGCUGUGCUGAGUUUGGUGAGAAGACUGCAAGAUGUUUGUCAAGCUGCUGCUCAACCUGCUGCUUCUGCUGCCAACUCACGCAAAGACUAAAUCUGAUCUUGUUCUGUCAUCUGUGCUUCACCGCAUGAUUGUGUCUGCGACCAUCUGCCGGGACAUCAUGUGGAUGGUAUGUGGAUCAUAUGCAUCAUGUGAAUCGUCACAUGGAUCAGUCAUCUUCAGCCACGCUCAAGAGGAGGAGACAACUGAAGCCUGGACCAGCAAGUCCUGCAACUGUGACUGUGAUGGAGGCGUGGCACCCACUGACUCCUCCCCCAUUGGCUCCUCCUCCUCAGUGCGUGGAGUGGACUGCAUGCCAGAAUGUCCUUAUCACAAACCUCUGGGCUUCGAGGCGGGAUCAGUGAGUCCAGAACAGAUCAGCUGUUCCAACCAGGACCAGUACGGUGGAUGGUUCUCUUCCUGGCUGCCCAGCAAGGCACGCCUCAACACUCAAGGCUUUGGAUGUGCUUGGCUGUCCAAGUUCCAGGACAACAACCAGUGGCUGCAGGUGGACCUGAUGGAGGUGAAGGUGGUGUCAGGAAUCCUCACUCAGGGUCGCUGUGACGCAGACGAGUGGGUGACCAAGUACAGUGUCCAGUAUCGCUCUGACCACACACUCAACUGGAUCUUCUACAAGGACCAGACUGGCAACAACAGGGUCUUCUACGGGAACUCGGACCGCUCGUCCUCGGUCCAGAACCUCCUGCGGCCGCCCAUCGUGGCGCGCUACCUGCGCAUUCUGCCUCUGGGCUGGCACACUCGCAUCGCCCUGCGCAUGGAGCUGCUGCUCUGCAUGGACAAGUGUGCCUGAUGACCUCUGACCUUUGACCUCACACAGCCUUCCACCCGUGUCAGCAAAAUGUUGUGUUGUUACCUCCAAAGACCUUUUCAUCUUUGAUAUGCAAACCUUUUCUCUCACAUCCUCUUAUUGUCUUCAAUCUGUGCUUUCAUUUUCUCUUUGCUGGUCAAAGGAUUGUUACCUUUGACCUGCACCUGCAUCAACUCAAAGCAAUAAUCAGCAGCGUUGCCAUGCAAGAAGAAGCUAAUAAUCAGCAGCGUUGCUAUGGAAGAAGAAGCUAAUAAUCAGCAGCGUUGCCAUGCAAGAAGAAACUAAUAAUCAGCAGCGUUGCUAUGGAAGAAGAAGCUAAUAAUCAGCAGCGUUGCUAUGCAAGAAGAAACUAAUAAUCAGCAGCGUUGCCAUGCAAGAAGAAGCUAAUAAUCAGCAGCGUUGCUAUGGAAGAAGAAGCUAAUAAUCAGCAGCGUUGCUAUGGAAGAAGAAGCUAAUAAUCAGCAGCGUUGCCAUGGAAGAAGAAGCUAAUAAUCAGCAGCGUUGCUAUGGAAGAAG